This is a messenger RNA of Megalops cyprinoides (Indo-Pacific tarpon), 1253 nucleotides long. RefSeq names its product chloride channel, nucleotide-sensitive, 1A (gene clns1a). Lineage: Eukaryota; Metazoa; Chordata; Actinopteri; Elopiformes; Megalopidae. The record is from RefSeq and is a predicted model, not a curated record. Gene Ontology annotation, cellular component: pICln-Sm protein complex; plasma membrane; spliceosomal complex. The transcript is spliced from 7 exons. Bases 325 to 1068 code for a protein of 247 amino acids. Gene Ontology annotation, biological process: spliceosomal snRNP assembly; mRNA cis splicing, via spliceosome; cell volume homeostasis.
UCAAUGAGAAAGCUACGCGGGGUUGGCUGCACGUUGAGGGACGCAACUGUAGAAAUAAGCAGUGACGAGCUCCAAGAAAAACCAUUCCAACUGAUUUGACAAACUAGUUUAGCCGCUAGUUUUCUAACCAUUAGCUGAAAGCAACCUAGUGUAUGUUUUGUUUUACUUCAACGCUGUGUUUUCAUUUUCCUGACGUCCGUGUAAUUCUAGUGGAGUAAAUUAGCGGGUUAAAACGAGGUCGUUGUCAGUCGACAGUUGUCAGUUUUAAAGAUUUAAAGACAGAUUUAAACGAAGAACUGCUUUAUAGCAAACUGAGUCUGAACGAUGGUGUUGCUGAAAAACGUUUCUCCUCCCAGCGAAGGCGUAAGGCAUGAACAAGCCGAAACCACAGCGGUCUUGGACGGCAAGGGACUCGGGACAGGCACGCUCUACGUUGCGGAGACUCGCUUAUCGUGGUUUGAUGGGUCCGGAAUGGGUUUUUCUCUGGAGUACCCGUCCAUCAGUCUCCAUGCCAUCUCGAGGGACCUGAGCGCCUACCCGCAGGAGCACCUGUAUGUGAUGGUGAACGCUAAAUUGAGCGAGGAAUCUGAAAUUCAAGAGAGAGCUGAAGAAGAGCAGGAGGAGGAGGAGGAUGACGACGAUGAAGAUAAAAACAGUGACGAUGACUCAAACCCCAUCACAGAGAUUCGCUUCGUGCCCAGCGAUAAGUCUGCACUGGAGCCCAUGUUCUCUGCCAUGUGCGAAUGCCAGGCCCUGCACCCAGACCCUGAGGAUGAGGAUUCGGACGAUGACUUCGAUGGGGACGAGUACGAUGUUGAGGAAGCCGAACAAAGCCAGGGGGACGUCCCUUCCUUCUACACCUAUGAGGAGGGCUUGUCCCACCUGACUGCGGAGGGCCAGGCCACGCUCGAGCGGCUGGAGGGCAUGCUCGCCCAGUCUGUAGCACAGCAGUACAACAUGGCUGGAGUCAGGACAGACGAAACCUCCGCAGAAUUCGAGGAUGGAAUGGAGGUGGAUUCUGCUUCGACGGUGGCAGGACAGUUUGAGGAUGCUGACGUGGAGCACUGAUGCAGCAGGGUGGUGUCUGCAGCACAUGGAAGCACUCAAAGGGCAGGACGGACAGAGACGGGCAGCAGAUUCCCUCGAAGAGAUCUCAGCCAAGGCACUUGACCAAACCCUUCCCUUUUUCGGCAGCAUUGAACAUUCACCAGCUAAUUGUUCUCUUUGAGAUAAUGUACAAUAAGCCCCCCACA